AUGGAGCAACGGGCGCAGAGGGCGCGGCAGGCGAUGCUGUCCGGCCCGAGUCUGGAUGGCGCGUCGUGGCAUGCGUGGCCACCGGCCGCCGAGGAACAUGCCAGCGCGAAGCGCGUCGCUGGUGACGACGACGACAUGGCGCUCGCCAAGCGGCCGCGCUCCGACGACGGCGCGGCGGUCGUGGCCGCGACCGUGGAGCAGCAGCAGCAGGCGCUCGCGGCGAUGCGGGAGCUGCAUCCGCCGCCCUUUGACCAGCACGCGCCGCCGAUCGUGCUCGAUGCGUCGCUGCCGUUCGUGCUCGAGGCGCCCGCGCCCACGCCGCGGACGCGCAAGCUGCGGCCCGAGCAGGAAAAGGCACGCGCGUCGUUUGUGGCGCAGCAUGCCGGGCAGACAUAUGAGCAGAUGGUGCUGGAGCAUGCGUACUCGAGUGACCGGCUCUACUGGCUGAAGGAGGCGUACCAGCUCUCGUGGCGCACCGGUCGAUGGAGUGCCGACGAAGAGGACCGCGCGACGGCUGCGCUCGACAAGUUCUGCCAGCACCACCAGCUGUCUCAGGCGGCGCUCGACGAGCUCAUUUGGCACCGGCGCCCGGACCAGAAGCAGCUGCACGAGGAGCUGUGGAAGCACAUCGCCCUCUCGGUAGGCACGCGCCCGAACUAUGCUGUGCGCAUGCACAUCAAGAGCAUGCGCAAGGAUGUGCUGCGCGGCGGGCACUGGACACCGGAGGAUGUGGCGGCGCUCACGUCCGCGGUCGCUGAGCUCGGCCACCAGUGGGAGAAGAUCGGCACGCGCCUCGGCCGCUCGGGCAACGUGUGCAAGCACUUUUGGCGCGAGCAGAUCCAGAGCCGCAAGGCCGGCCCGGCGCCGCAGGGCGCGUUCCAUCCGGACGAGGAAGAGGCGCUGCGGCGGACGGUGCUGGCGUGCUGCGCGGAGGUCGGCUGUGCGCCGGACGGCCCGAAUCUGCCGUGGACGCUCAUCCACGAGCGCCUCGGCCCGUCGCCACGUCGGAUCAGCGUCCUGAGCCGCAAGUGGCGCGGCAUGCUCAGUGCCGAGCGGCGCAGCUCCGACGAGCAGAACGCGCGGUGGUACGCGCCGCGCGACGACCAUAUCCUGCUGAGGCGCAUCCGCGCCCAGCGCAAGGCGUCCGCGGCGGACAUUGAGUUCGACAAGCUCGCCUCGCCCGACUGGCAGUGGCCGCUGUACGUGAUCAAGAAGCACUGGGUCGUGAUGCUCCGGAAGCGCGCGCCGCCCGACCCGCCUGCCUCGCUGGAUGAGCUGCUGGACACGCUCGCUCGGCGCGUGCCGUCGGCUGAUCAGUACAAGAUGCUGGCGUCCGGGCGCCGUCCCGGCACGUCCGCGUCCAGAUAA
Molecule: messenger RNA, 1368 nt
Organism: Malassezia restricta
Lineage: Eukaryota; Fungi; Basidiomycota; Malasseziomycetes; Malasseziales; Malasseziaceae
Product: DNA-binding protein
Exons: 1
Coding region: 1-1368 (455 amino acids)
Biological process (GO): regulation of DNA-templated transcription
Cellular component (GO): nucleus
Molecular function (GO): transcription cis-regulatory region binding; DNA-binding transcription factor activity
Source: RefSeq, a predicted model, not a curated record